Molecule: messenger RNA, 21525 nt
Organism: Chinchilla lanigera (long-tailed chinchilla)
Lineage: Eukaryota; Metazoa; Chordata; Mammalia; Rodentia; Chinchillidae
Gene: Obscn
Product: obscurin, cytoskeletal calmodulin and titin-interacting RhoGEF
Biological process (GO): protein phosphorylation
Molecular function (GO): guanyl-nucleotide exchange factor activity; ATP binding; protein kinase activity
Source: RefSeq, a predicted model, not a curated record
GCGCCCCCGCGUCGCCGCCCGGCGCGGGCACGCGCACCUGCACCGUGACCGAGGGCAAGCACGCGCGCCUCAGCUGCUUCGUGACCGGCGAGCCCAAGCCCGACAUCGUGUGGAAGAAGGACGGGCAGCCCGUGGCCGAGGGCCGGCGACACAUGGCGUACGAGGACGCUCAGGAGAACUUCGUGCUGAAGAUCCUGUUCUGCAAACAGUCGGACCGCGGGCUGUACACGUGCACCGCGUCCAACCUCGUGGGCCAGACCUACAGCUCCGUGCUGGUGGUCGUGCGAGAGCCCGCCGUGCCCUUCCUGCGGCGGCUGCGCGACCUGGAGGUGCGCGAGAGGGACUCGGCCACAUUCGAGUGUGAGGUGCCGCUGCCCAGCACCCAGGCCACGUGGUUCAAAGAGGAGACGCGGCUGUGGGCGAGCGCCAAGUACGGCAUCGAGGAGGCCGGCUCGGAGCGCAGGCUGACGGUGCGCGACGUCACAGCCGACGACGACGCGGUGUACAUCUGCGAGACGGCGGAGGGCAGCCGUACGGUGGCGGAGCUCGCGGUGCAAGGGAACCUGACCCGGAAGCUGCCCCGGAAGACAGCUGUGCGCAUGGGGGACACAGCUGUCUUCUGCGUGGAGCUGGCUGUCCCAGAGGGCCCAGUGAGCUGGCUGCGGAAUCAGGAGGAGGUGGUGGCUGGUGGUCGCGUGGCCAUCAGCGCAGACGGCUCGUGCCACACGCUGGCCAUCUUCCAGUGCAGCCUGGAGGACGCGGGCGAGGUGGCCUUUGUGGCUGGCAGCUCCCGCACGUCCACCCAGUUCUGUGUGUCAGUGCCCAGGAGGCCACCCCUGUGUUCUCCCACUGACCCUGUGGUGAAAGCCAGGACAGAGAGCUCCGUGACCCUCAGCUGGUCUCCUCUGCCCCCUGGGGACCACCCUGUCACCAUUGACGGCUACCUUGUGGAGAGAAGGCGGCUGGGCACCUACGCCUGGAGACGGUGCCACGAGGCUGAGUGGGUGGCCACGCCCGAGCUCACUGUCACUGGGGUACCUGAGGAGGGCGAUUUCCAGUUCCGGGUGUCAGCAGUCAACAGCUUCGGCCAGGGCCCUUGCCUGGAGUUUCCGGGGACCGUGCACCUGGCACCCCGGUUGGCCGUGAGAACGCCCCUGGAGGCAGUGGAGGCAGAAGAGGGCGGCGAGGUCACCUUCUCUGUGGACCUCACGCUGGCUUCCGCCGGCCAGUGGUUCCUGGACGGGGAGGCCCUGAAGGCCAGCAGCGUGUUCAUAAUUGGGCAGGACCGCACCCGACACGUGCUCACCAUCCGAGGGGUGCCUGCCAGCCUGCACGGUGCACUGCUCAAGUUCGUGGCUGACGGCAUCGAGAGCAGCGUCCGAGUGGCUGUCCGAGGGCUGACUGCCAACAAGCCGCUGCCACCCCCACCCGCCCGGGAGGUGCUGGCCCGGCUGCAUGAGGAGGCGCAGCUGCUGGCUGAGCUGUCGGACCAGGCGGUGGCCGUGACGUGGUUGAAGGACGGCCGUGUGCUGCCCCUCGGCUCCAAGUAUGAGGUGCAGGUGGCAGCCGGGCGGCGGGCACUGCUGGUGCGUGAUGUGGCGUGGGAGGACGCCGGCCUCUACGAGUGUGUGGGCCGCGGGAGCCGCACGGCCUACCAGCUGUCUGUGCAGGGCCUUGGAUCCUUUCUGCACAAGGACACAGCAGGUGGCCAUGUGGAUGUGGUGGCGGGGGACCCGGUGCAGUUUGAGUGUGAGACCUCGGAGGCACAGGUCCAUGUGUGCUGGUACAAGGAUGGCAAGGAGCUGGGCUGCUCGAAUCCGCUGUUCUCACAGGAGGACGUGGGCAGACGGCAUCGGCUGGUGGCAUCCUCUGUCACCAGGCAGGACGAGGGCACCUACUCCUGCCGUGUGGGUGAGGACUCCGUGGACUUCCAGCUGCGGGUCUCUGAGCCCAAGGCGGUGUUCGCCAAGGAGCAGCCGGCACGCAGCGAGGUGCAGGCCGAGGCGGGGGCCAGCGCCACGCUGAGCUGUGAGGUGGCCCAGGCAAAGACGGAGGUGACGUGGUUGAAGGACGGGAAGAAGCUGGGCGCGAGCUCCAGGGUGCGCGUGGAGGCCGUGGGCUGCAGGCGGCAGCUGGUGGUGCAGCAGGCGGGCGAGGCGGACGCCGGGGAGUACAGCUGCGAGGCCGGGGGCCAGAAGGUCUCCUUCCGCCUGCGUGUCACAGAGCCCAAGGUGGUGUUUGCCGAGGAGCAGCCGGCACGCAGCGAGGUGCAGGCCGAGGCGGGGGCCAGCGCCACCCUGAGCUGUGAGGUGGCCCAGGCAAAGACGGAGGUGACGUGGUUGAAGGACGGGAAGAAGCUGGGCGCGAGCUCCAGGGUGCGCGUGGAGGCCACGGGCUGCAGGCGGCAGCUGGUGGUGCAGCAGGCGGGCGAGGCGGACGCCGGGGAGUACAGCUGCGAGGCCGGGGGCCGGAAGGUCUCCUUCCGCCUGUGCAUCACAGAGCCCAAGGCGGUGUUCGCCAAGGAGCAGCCGGCACGCAGCGAGGUGCAGGCCGAGGCGGGGGCCAGCGCCACGCUGAGCUGUGAGGUGGCCCAGGCAAAGACGGAGGUGACGUGGUUGAAGGACGGGAAGAAGCUGGGCGCGAGCUCCAGGGUGCGCGUGGAGGCCACGGGCUGCAGGCGGCAGCUGGUGGUGCAGCAGGCGGGCGAGGCAGACGCUGGGGAGUACAGCUGCGAGGCCGGGGGCCGGAAGGUCUCCUUCCGCCUGCGUGUCACAGAGCCCAAGGCGGUGUUCGCCAAGGAGCAGCCGGCACGCAGCGAGGUGCAGGCCGAGGCGGGGGCCAGCGCCACGCUGAGCUGUGAGGUGGCCCAGGCAAAGACGGAGGUGACGUGGUUCAAGGACGGGAAGAAGCUGGGCGCGAGCUCCAGGGUGCGCGUGGAGGCCGUGGGCUGCAGGCGGCAGCUGGUGGUGCAGCAGGCGGGCGAGGCGGACGCAGGGGAGUACAGCUGCGAGGCCGGGGGCCGGAAGAUCUCCUUCCUUCUGCAAGUUAAAGAGCCCAAGGUGGUGUUUGCCGAGGAGCAGCCGGCACGCAGCGAGGUGCAGGCCGAGGCGGGGGCCAGCGCCACGCUGAGCUGUGAGGUGGCCCAGGCAAAGACGGAGGUGACGUGGUUGAAGGACGGGAAGAAGCUGGGCGCGAGCUCCAGGGUGCGCGUGGAGGCCGCGGGCUGCAGGCGGCAGCUGGUGGUGCAGCAGGCGGGCGAGGCGGACGCUGGGGAGUACAGCUGCGAGGCCGGGGGCCGGAAGGUCUCCUUCCGCCUGGAUGUCACAGAGCCGGAGAGCCAGAUCCCUGAGAGGCCUGGUCGCAGGGAGCUGCUGGUGGUCAAGGAACACGAGGACAUCAUUCUGACUGCCACGCUGGCCACACCCUCGGUGGCUGCAGUGGCCUGGCUGAAGGAUGGUGUGGAGAUCCGCCGUAGCAAGCGCCACGAGAGUCGCAGCAUAGGCAACACCCACACGCUGACCGUUCGCGGUGCACAAGUGCUAGACAGUGCGGUGUACACCUGCCGAGCGGCGGAGAGGCACCAGGACUUCCCGGUGCAGGUGGAAGAGGUGGCUGCCCAGUUUUCCAAGCCACUGGUGCCCGUCACUGGGGAACUGGGCGGCACGGUGACGCUGGCCUGCGAGCUGACCCCGGCGCAGGCGGAGGUGGUGUGGCGCCGUGGGGAUGUGCAGCUGCGGCCUGGCAAGCGGAUCCGGAUGGCGGUGGAGGGUGAGGUGCGCUCUCUGACCCUGUUGGGGCUGCGUGAAGAGGAUGCGGGGGAGUACACGUGCGAGAGCCGCGACGGGCGCACGAGCGCGCACCUGGAUGUCAGCGUGCCCCGCGUGGUGCAGUUUACGACCCCGCUGAACGCGGUGGUGGCGGAGGAGGGUGGCGAGGCCAUCUUCGAGUGCGCAGUAUCGCCCAAGGAUGCGGAGGUCCAGUGGUUCCGGGACGGUGCCCCGCUGCGGCCCGACGGGAAGUUCGUAGUGUCACAGAGUGGCGCGUGCCGCAGCCUGACUGUGAAGGGCCUGGCCCUGGAGGACGCGGGCGAGAUCGCUGCGCGCGCUGAGGGCGCCUCCUGCUGUGCCGCACUGCGGGUGCGAGAGGCGCCCGUGCUGUUCCAACGGAAGCUGGUGCCCCGGACGGUGGAGGAAGGAAGCACCGUGAUCCUGGAGGUGGAGCUGUCUCGGCCCUGGCCUCAGGUCCAUUGGACACGCAACGCUGCCACCCUGGAGCCCAGUGACGACGUGGAGAUCCAUGCCGAGGAUGUGGUCCACCGCCUGGUGCUGCGCAGCGUGGGUUUCGCUGACCGUGGCUUUUAUGGCUGUGAGACGCCCGAUGACAAGACACAAGCCAAGCUCACUGUGGAGAUGCGCCAGGUUGCCCUGGUUCGGGGCCUGCAGGCAGUGGAGGCCAAGGAACAGGGCGCAGCCACCAUGGAGGUAGAGCUGUCUCACGCCAAUGUGGAGGGCAUUUGGACUCGGGAUGGUGUGCGGCUGCAGCCAGGGCCCACAUGCCACCUGGCUGUGAACGGCGCGGUCCACAGCCUCACUCUCUCAGGGUUGCAGCCCCAGGACAGUGGGCUGGUGGCCUUCCGAGCAGAAGGCGUGCACACCUCAGCAAGGCUGGUGGUUACCGAGCUACCUGUCACCUUCAGCCGUCCACUGCAAGAUGUGGUGGUGACCCAGAAAGAGAAGAUGACACUGGACUGUGAGCUGUCACGUCCCAACGUCACUGUGCGCUGGCUGAAGGAUGGUGUGGAGCUGCGGGCAGGCAAGGCUGUGGGCAUGACAGCCCAGGGCACUCACAGGAGCCUAGUUAUCUACUGCUGCGAGUUGGGGGACCAGGGCAUGUAUGUGUGUGAUGCUGGUGAUGCUCAGAGCUCUGCCUCUCUCAAGGUGCAAGGCCGAAAUGUCCAGAUUGUGCGGCCCCUGGAGGACUUGGAGGUGAUGGAGAAGGAGGGUGCCACCUUCUCCUGUGAGGUGUCCCACUGCGAAGUGCCCGGCCAGUGGUUCUGGAAGGGCAGUAAGCUGCGGCCGACUGACAAUGUGCGCAUCCGCCAGGAAGGAAAGACAUACACUCUCCUGUUCCGGAGGGUCUUGGCAGAGGACGAAGGGGAGAUCAGGUUUGUAGCUGAAAAUGCAGAAUCUCGAGCCCAGCUCCGAGUGAAAGAGCUGCCAGUGACACUGCUGCGCCCGCUGCGGGACAAGAUUGCCAUGGAGAAGCACCGUGGGGUACUCGAGUGCCAGGUGUCCCGGGCCAGUGCCCAGGUGCGGUGGUUCAAGGGUGGCACUGAGCUGCAGCCGGGCCUCAGAUACGAGAUGGUCAGCGAUGGCCUCUACCGCAAGCUGGUUAUCAGUGAUGUGCAGCCUGAGGAUGAGGACACCUACACCUGUGAUGCUGGUGAUGUCAAGACCAGUGCCCAGUUCUUCGUGGAAGAGCAGUCCAUCACCAUCGUGCGGGGCCUGCAGGAUGUGACUGUGAUGGAGCCUGCACCUGCCUGGUUUGAGUGCGAGACCUCCAUCCCCUCCGUGCGGCCGCCCAAGUGGCUGCUGGGCAAGACGGUGCUGCAGGCAGGGGCGAGCGUGGGCCUGGAGCAGGAGGGGACCGUGCACCGGCUGGUGCUGCGGCGCACAUGCUCUACCAUGACGGGGCCUGUGCACUUCACCAUUGGCAAGGCACGCUCCUCUGCCCGCCUGGUGGUCUCAGACAUCCCCGUCGUGCUGGUGCGAGCGCUGGAGCCCAAGGCGGGCCGUGAGCAGCAGUCGGUGGUGCUGUCCUGCGACUUCCGGCCGGCCCCCAAGGCUGUGCAGUGGUACAAGGAUGCCGUGCCACUUGCACCAUCUGAGAAGUUCAAGAUGGUGCUGGAGGGCCAGAUGGCCGAGCUGCGCAUCCUGCGACUCAGCCCCGCUGAUGCUGGUGUCUACAAGUGCCAGGCAGGCAGUGCAGAGACCAGCACUGAGGUCACUGUGGAAGCACGGGAGGUGAAAGUGACACAGCCGCUGCAGGAUGCUGAGGUCACCGAGGAGGGCCGGGCCUGCUUCUGCUGUGAGCUGUCCCACGAGGAUGAGGAGGUUGAGUGGUCACUCAAUGGGACGCCACUGUACAAUGAUAGCUUCCACGAGAUCACCCAUGAGGGCCAGCGCCACACACUCGUGCUCAAAAGUGUCCGGCAGGCAGACGCUGGUGUGGUUCGUGCCAGUUCCCCAAAGGUGUCAGCUGCGGCCCGGCUGGUGGUCCAAGCGAAGCCGGUGGUGUUCCUGAAGGCACUGGAUGACGUGUCAGUGGAGGAGCAUGGCACUCUGGCCCUGCAGUGCGAGGUGUCUGACCCCAGGGCCCACGUGGUGUGGUGCAAGGAUGGUGUGGAGCUGGGGCCUGGCGACAAGUACGACUUCCUGCACACAGCAGGCACGCGAGGCCUGGUGGUGCACGGCCUCGGCCAUGAGGAUGCCGGCCUGUAUGCCUGCCGUGUGGGCAGCGAGGAGACGAGGGCCCGGGUCAGCGUGCACGACCUGCACGUGGGAAUCACCAAGAGGCUGAAGACAGCGGAGGUGCUAGAAGGGGAGACCUACAGCUUUGAGUGUGUGCUGUCCCAUGAGCACACGGGCGACCCUGCCAUAUGGACGGUCGGCGGGAAGACAGUGGGCAGCUCUGGCCGCUUUAGGGCCACUCGCCAGGGCCGCAAGUACACGCUGACAGUGCGGGACGCUGCCCUGGAUGACGCUGGAGAGGUGGUCUUCUCUGUGCGGGGCCUCACCUCCAAGGCCUCGCUGCUAGUCAGAGAGAGGCCAGUGGCUAUCGUGAAGCUCCUGGAGGACCAGCAGGCCACGCUAGGGGAGGACGUGGUGCUGAGCUGUGAGCUGUCACGGGCAGGUGCCCCUGUGCGUUGGCUGAAAGAUGGAAAGGCCAUCCGCAAGGGGCAAAAGUAUGACCUGCUCAGCGAAGGUGCACGGGCCGUGCUGGUGGUGCGUGGUGCCACACUCAGGGACUCUGGCGAGUAUGUGUGUGAGACAGAUACUGCCAAGAGCACUGCCAGGCUCCGUGUGAAGGAAAAGGCAAACCAGUUCACAGAGGAGCUGACCAACCUGCAGGCCCAGGAGCAGGGCACAGCUGUGUUCACCUGCAAGACAGAACAGCCGGCUGCCACUGUGACAUGGCGCAAGGAUGCCAUGGAGCUGCGGGCCUCAGGGAAGUAUGCAGCCAGCCAGGAUGGCUUGACCCUGAGGCUCACUGUCAGCUCCCUGACGCCAGCUGACAGCGGCAUCUAUACCUGUGACAUUGGCCAGGCCCAGUCCCAGGCCCAGCUCCAGGUGCAAGGGCAGAGCGUGCGCAUCACGGAGGACCUGGAGGAUGCGGAAGUGCAGGAAGGCUCCUCAGCCACUUUCUGCUGCCGCCUGUCCCCGGCCAACUAUGGCCCGGUGCACUGGUUUCUGGACCAGACGCCCCUGCGUGCUGAUGGACUCAAUGAGAUUGAGGCCCAGCCUGGGGGCUACCAUGUGCUCACCCUGCGGCAGCUGGCGCUUAAGGAUGCGGGCACCAUCUACUUCGAGGCUGGUGACCAGCGUUCCUCCGCUGCCCUGCGGGUCACAGAGAAGCCAAGCAUCUUCUCCCAGGCACUAUCAGAUGCCACGGUCAUGGAAGGGGAGGACCUGACUCUACGCUGUGAGACCACCGCUCCAGACAGCCCGGUGCUCUGGACCAAGGAUGGGAAGACACUGCGGCCUUCCACCCGGUGCCAGCUGAGCUUCGAGGGCGGCCGAGCCGGGCUGGUCAUUACUGAUGCCAGCCUGCAGGAUGGUGGGCGGUACAAGUGUGAGGCCGGUGGGGCCUCAAGCAGCGCUAUUGUCAGGGUCCAUGCUCGGCCAGUGCGGUUCCGGGAGGCCCUGAAGGAUGUAGAGGUGCCAGAGGGCGGCGCGACCACACUUCGCUGUGUUCUGUCAUCUGUGGCCGCACCUGUGGAGUGGCGACGCGGGGAUGAUGUCCUGCGGUCCGGCAGCAAGUACGGUCUGCACCAGGAGGGCACUGUAUUGGAAUUGGUCAUCCGGGACCUGCAGCCCCUGGACAGUGGCUGCUACUCCUGCUCCUUUGGAGACCAGAAGACCUCGGCCAUGCUCACUGUGAAGGCCCUGCCGGCCCACUUCAUAGGAAAGCUGACAAACAAGGAGGCCACAGAAGGGGCCACGGCCACGCUGCAGUGUGAGCUGAGCAAGCAGGCCACCGUGGAGUGGAGGAAGGGAACAGAGACACUCAGGGAUGGGGACAGACACAGGCUGAGGCAGCACGGGGCCGUGUGUGAGCUGCAGAUCCGGGGCCUGGCCGUGGUGGACGCUGGGGAGUACUCGUGUGUGUGCGGGCAGGAGAGGACCUCAGCCACGCUGACCGUGAAGGCCCUGCCGGCCCACUUCAUAAGAAAACUGAGAAACAAGGAGGCCAUGGAAGGGGCCACGGCCACGCUGCAAUGUGAGCUGAGCAAGGAGGCCACCGUGGAGUGGAGGAAGGGAACAGAGACACUCAGGGAUGGAGACAGACACAGGCUGAGGCAGGAUGGUGCCAUGUGUGAGCUGCAGAUCCAGGGCCUGGCCGUGAUGGACGCUGGGGAGUACUCCUGUGUGUGCGGGCAGGAGAGGACCUCGGCCACGCUGACUGUGAAGGCACUGCCCAUCAGGUUCACAGAAGGUCUGAGGAAUAAAGAGGGCACGGAAGGGGACACGGCCACUCUGCGGUGUAAACUCAGCAAGGAGGCUUCCGUGGUGUGGAGAAAGGGAACAAAGACCAUCAGAGAUGGGGACAGAUACAGCCUGAGACAGGACGGGGCUGAGUGUGAGCUGAAGAUCCAGGGCCUAACUACAGCAGAUGCUGGGGAGUAUUCAUGUGUGUGCGGACAGGAGAGGACCUCAGCCACACUGACUGUCAGGGCCCUGCCCACCAAGUUCACAGAAGGCCUGAAGAAUGAAGAGGCCACGGAAGGGGCUGUGGCCACGCUGCGGUGUGAGCUGAGCAAAGAGGCCCCUGUGGAGUGGAAGAAAGGGACAAAGCUGGGGAGUACUCGUGUGUGUGCGGGCAGGAGAGGACCUCAGCCACGCUGACCAUCAGGGCCCCCCAGGUGGUAUUCCGGGAGCCGCUGCAGAGCCUCCAGGCUGAGGAGGGCUCCACAGCCCGCUUGCAGUGUGAACUGUCAGUGCCCGAUGCCCCCGUGGUCUGGAGCAAGGGUGGCCUGGAGCUGCAGGGUGACAGGCGCCGGGAGCCAAGGCUGCGGGGCUGCACCGCGGAGCUGGUGCUGCGGGACCUGCAGCGUGAGGAUGCGGGCGAGUACAGUUGCACCUGUGGGGCCCAUACUACCAGUGCCACGCUCACGGUCACAGCGGCACCCGUGCGGUUCCUACGCGAGCUGCAGGCCCAGGAGGUGGAGGAGGGGGACACGGUACGCCUGCGUUGUGAGCUGAGCCAGGCGGGUGCCAGUCUCGAGUGGCGCAAGGGUGCCCUGCAGCUCUUCCCCUGUGCCAAGUACCAAAUGCUGCAGGAAGGCUUGACUGCUGAGCUGCAGGUGUGUGGGGCAGAACCAGAAGACUCGGGUGACUACACGUGUGACACAGGCCAUGUGCAGAGCACAGCACAUCUUAUGGUCCGAGCCCCUGAGCCAAAGUUCCAGACUGGACUGCAGAGUGUGGAGCAGGAGGCAGGUGGCAUUGCCAGGCUGUGCUGCCAGCUGAGUGAGAUGGAGCCUGGGGCACCAGUGCGGUGGCUCAAGGAGGGCGUGGAGCUGCAUCCUGGCCCCAAGUAUGAGAUGCGGCGCCAGGGGGCCAUGUGUGAACUCUUUAUUCGUGGCUUGGAGGCCAAGGACACCGGAGAGUAUGCAUGUGCAGCGGGUGGCCAGAAGACCUCAGCCUCUGUCAAGGUCAACGAGCCUGAGGUGACCAUUGUACGGGGGCUGGUGGACACUGCGGCCCAGGCUGAUGAGGAUGUGGAGUUCAGCUGCGAGGUGUCGCAGGCUGGGGCCACAGAUGUGCAGUGGCGCCUGCAGGGGCUGCCGCUGCAGAACAACGAGGUGACAGAGAUGGCCGUCCAGGAUGGCCACACCUACGUCCUUCACCUGAAGGGCGUGACCCCUGAGGACUCUGGCACCGUCUCCUUCCACGUGGGUGGCCACUCGUCUUCUGCUCAGCUCACUGUGCAAGCCCCCGAGGCAACCAUCCUGGAGCCCCUGCAGAAUGUGCAGCUCAGUGAGGGCCAGGAUGCCCACUUCCAGUGCCGGCUCUCCAGGGCUUUGGGCCAGGAGGCCCGUUGGACCUUGGCCGGGGUGCCCUUGCAGGCCAACGAGAUGAACGACAUCACUGUGGAGGAGGGCACGCUCCACUCCCUCACCCUGCACAAGGUGACCCUGGAGGAUGCUGGAACCGUCACUUUUCAAGUGGGCUCUUGUAGCUCUGAAGCCCAGCUGACAGUGACAGAGGCAGCACUGUGCCUGGUUCGAGGCUUGCAGAAUGUGGAUGUCUUCGCAGGGGAGGUGGCCCUGUUCUCCUGUGAGGUGUCUCGUGCAGGGGGGCCACAGGCCCGCUGGUGGCUGGAUGGCACCCUGCUACAGAACAGCCCCCAGAGCACCAUUGCUGUAUGCGAUGGGACCAUCCACUCGCUCACGCUCUCAGGCCUGGGGGUGGCCGACUCGGGCACCGUUACCUUCCGCACUGGGCCCUUGGUGUCCACAGCCAAGCUGUUGGUCAAAGAUCCCACGGUGGAGGUGGUCAGUGCCAUGCAGGACCUGGUGGUGGAGGAGGGCAGCUCAGCUGAGCUCCUCUGCCAGUACUCACGGCCCGUGCAGGCCACGUGGAAGAUGGACGAGCGGGAGGUGUGUGCAGAUGGGCAGCGUGUCGUCAUAGAGCAGGACUGGACCGUGGCCAGGCUCACCUUCAGGCCGGCCCUGCCCUGUGACAGCGGCAUCUAUUCUUGUGAGGCCGCAGGCACCCGCGUGGUGGCACUGCUGCAAGUGCAAGCCAAGAACAUGGUGGUCCGAGGCCUGGAGAAUGUGGAUGCGCUUGAGGGGGGUGAGGCACUGUUCGAAUGCCAGCUGUUGCAGCCAGAGGUGGCGGCACACACGUGGCUACUGGAUGACCAGCCGGUGCGGACAUCAGAGAAUGCUGAAGUGGUUUACUUCGAGGGCGGCCUGCGCCACCUGCUGCUGCUCAAGAACCUGCGGCCUCAGGAUAGCUGCCAGGUCACCUUCCUGGCUGGGGAUGUGGUCACCUCCGCCUUCCUCACCGUCAGAGGCUGGCGCCUGGAGGUCCUUGAGCCCCUGCGUGACGUGGUAGUGCAGGCCGGUGGACAGGCCCGGUUCUCCUGCACGGUCAGUGAGGCGGUGCCCGUGGGCGAAGCCACCUGGUACCUCAACGGGAUGGCCGUGCUCUCAGACGACUCGGAUUGGACAGUGACUUCCGACGGCAGCCACCAUGCUCUGCUGCUGCACCGCGCCCGUCCGUGCCAUGCUGGCGAGGUCACCUUUGCUGCUCGCGAUGCAGUCGCCUCAGCAUGGCUCUCUGUGCUGGGACUCCCGGACCCCCCGGAGGAUGCUGAGGUUGUGGCACGCAGCAGCUAUGCAGUGACACUGUCCUGGGCAGCCCCCAUGAGCGACGGUGGUGGGGGUCUUCGUGGCUACCGGGUGGAGAUGAAGGAGGGGUCCACGGGCCAGUGGCGGUUGUGCCAUGAGCUGGUGCCAGGGCCUGAGUGUGUAGUGGAUGGCUUGGCCCCUGGGGAAACCUACCGAUUCCGUGUGGCAGCCGUGGGCCCGGCUGGUGCAGGGGAGCCCGUGCAUCUGCCCCAGAUGGUCCGGCUGGAGCCUGCUGAGCCUGGGCCUGCAGAGCCCAAGCCUCCUGUGCCCACGGCCCUGGAGACCCGGCAGGUGGCAGCUGGUGAGGACGUCUGUUUGGAGCUGGAGGUGGUGGCUGAGGCUGGGGAGGUCAUGUGGCACAAGGGGACAGAGCGCAUCCAGCCCAGCGGGCACUUUGAGGUCAUCUCUCGUGGCCAGCGACAGAUGCUGGUGAUCAAGGACUUCAAGGCCGAAGACCAGGGCGAGUACCGCUGUGGCCCUGCGCAGGACCCAGACACCCCGGCGGCCACCUUCCAGGUGGUGCUGAGCCCUGGCUCUGGGGAUGAGGCCCCCAUGCAGCCCAGCCUGCCUCCAGAAGCAGCCCAGGAGGGAGACCUGCACCUGCUCUGGGAAGCACUGGCCCGGAAGCGCCGCAUGAGCCGUGAGCCCACACUGGACUCCAUCAGCGAGCUGCCUGAAGAGGACAGUCGCGUGCAGCGCCUGCGGCAGGAGGCAGAGGAGGUGGCACCUGACCUCUCCGAGGACUACUCUACGGCAGACGAGCUGGCUCGCACUGGAGAGGCUGACCUCUCACACACCAGCUCAGAUGAUGAGUCGCGGGCAGGGACCCCUUCUCUGGUGACCUACCUCAAGAAGGCUGGCAAGCCUGGGGCCUCACCCCUGGCCAGUAAGAUUGGGGCCCCAGCCACCCCCUCUGUGAAGCCCCAGAAACAGCAGGAGCAGCCCACCAGCGCGCACUCACCUCCGGGAGACUCAAGCGCUGAGGAUCUCAGUGACCCCUCUCUGGAUAAGGCAGCUGUGAAGAUCCAGGCUGCCUUCAAGGGCUACAAGGUCCGUAAGGAGAUGAAGCAGCAGGAAGGGCCUGUUUUCUCCCGCACCUUUGGGGACAUGAAGGCGCAGGUGGGUGAUGUCCUGCGGCUGGAGUGUGUGGUGGCUAGCAAGGCCGAUGUGCAGGCCUGCUGGCUGAAGGAUGGCGUGGAGCUGACAGACGGACGACACCACCACAUCGACCAGCUGGGGGACGGCACCUGCUCUCUGCUGGUCACUGGCCUGGGGCACAAGGAUGCUGGCCGCUACACGUGUCAGGUGAGCAGCAGGUUCGGCCAAGCGAGCCAUAGCGCCUGUGUGGUGGUCAGCGGCACGGAGAGUGAGGCUGAGAGCUCCUCAGGGACUGAGCUGGACGAAGCCUUUCGCCGGGCUGCGCGGCGCCUGCACCGGCUCUUCCGCACCAAGGGCCCGGCCGAGGUCUCAGACGAGGAGCUCUUCCUCAGUGCGGACGAGGGCCCCGCAGAGCCCGAGGAGCCUGCUGACGAUGGGCAGACUUAUCAUGAGGAUGAGCACUUCAUCUGCAUCCGCUUCAAAGCACUCGAAGAGGCCCGCCGGGCUGCCACCUGCUUUCGGGACAUGUUCGCCACCAUGGGCGUCAAGGUGGACAUCAGCCUCACAGAGCAGGGCCCCCGGGUGGUGGAAAUGCGCAUUGGCAAGGUGGGGCCUGUCCCUGCCAUGCCGCUGGAGCCAGCGCCCGGCCUGCUGCCCUCUGAUGCUGCCCCUGUGUUCCUGACGGAGCUACAGAACCAAGAGGUGCAGGAUGGGUACCCCGUGAGCUUCGACUGCGUGGUGACAGGCCAGCCCCUGCCCAGUGUGCGCUGGUUCAAGGACGGGAAGUUGCUGGAGGAGGAUGACCACUACAUGAUCAAUGAGGACCAGCAGGGUGGCCAUCAGCUCAUCAUCACCGCUGUGGUGCCCGCAGACAUGGGGGUCUACCGCUGCCUCGCUGAGAACAGUAUGGGCGUCUCCUCCACCAAGGCUGAGCUCCGCGUGGAGCUGACCAGCACAGACUACGACACUGCGGCCGAUGCCACGGAGACCUCGUCCUACUUUAGCGCCCAAGGAUACCUGUCCAGCCGGGAGCAGGAGGGCACGGAGUCAGAUGAGGGGCAGCUGCCUCAGGUGGUGGAGGAACUGAAGGACCUGCGGGUGGCCCCAGGCACGCGCCUGGCUAAGUUCCAGCUCAGGGUGAAAGGCUACCCGGCCCCCAGGCUGUACUGGUUUAAGGAUGGCCAACCCCUGACCGCGUCUGCCCAUAUCCGCAUGACCGACAAGAAGAGCUUGCACACCCUGGAGAUUGUCAUGGUCACCCGGGAGGAUGCUGGCCAGUACUCAGCCUAUAUCAGCAAUGCUGUGGGUGCUGCCUACUCAUGCGCCCGACUGAUGGUCAGAGGUCCCGAGGAGCCUGAGGAGAAACUGGCUUCAGAUGUGCAUGAGCAGCUGGUGCCACCCCGGAUCCUUGAGAAAUUCACCCCCAAGAAGGUGAAGCAGGGCUCCAGCAUCACGUUUUCUGUGAAGGUAGAAGGACACCCGGUCCCUGCUGUGCACUGGCUCCGAGAAGAGAUGGAGAGGGGUGUGCUGUGGAUUAGCCCCAACACACCGGGCUAUACAGUGGCCAGCUCAGGGCAGCAGCACAGCCUGGUCCUGCUGGAUGUGGGCCCACAGCAUCAAGGCACCUACACCUGCAUUGCGUCCAGUGCUGCCGGCCAGGCCCUGUGCUCUGCCAGCCUGCACGUCUCCGGCCUGCCCCGGAAGGAGGAGCCAGAGAAGGCCAAGGCAGCCCUCAUCUCCUCUUUCUUGCAGGGGACUGCUCAGGCCAUCUGCGCACAGGUGUCGGAGUCUGUGGGUGUCGCCAGCCAGGCUGGGCAGAGGAAAGGGGAGGCCCUGGUGGCUGAGGAAGCACGCGGCCACCUGUCCCUUGCUGAGGUGGGCACAGAGGAGUUCCUGCAGAAACUUACCUCCCAGAUCACUGAGAUGGUAUCUGCCAAGAUCACGCAGGCCAAGCUGCAGGUGCCUGGAGGUGACAGUGAUGAGGAGUCCAGGACGCCAUCUGCGUCACCCCGGCACGGCCGGUCACGGCCUUCGUCCAGUGUGCAGGAGUCCUCCUCAGAGUCGGAGGAUGGGGACUCCCGCGGUGAGAUCUUUGACAUCUAUGUGGUCACUGCCAACUACCUCCCCCUGGGGGCUGAGCAGGAUGCCAUCGCACUUCGGGAGGGGCAGUAUGUGGAGGUGCUGGACGCGGCCCACCCGCUGCGCUGGCUCGUGCGCACCAAGCCCACCAAGUCCAGCCCAUCUCGGCAGGGCUGGGUGUCGCCCGCCUACCUGGACAAGAGGCUCAAGCUGUCACCAGAGUGGGGUCCCCCCGAGGCCCCUGAGUUCCCCGGGGAGGCCAUGUCUGAAGACGAGUACAAGUCGAAACUCAGUACUGUCAUCCGGGAGCUGCUCAGCUCGGAGCAGGAGUUUGUGGGUGAGUUGCACUUCCUCCAGAGCCAUCAUAUGCAGCACCUGGAAUGCUGUCCCCACGUGCCCACGGCCGUGGCCAGCCAGAAGGAGGUCAUCUUCCGCAACGUACGGGACAUCGGCCGCUUCCACAGCAGCUUCCUGAAGGAGCUGCAGCGCUGCGACACGGAUGAUGAUGUGGCCAUGUGCUUCAUCAAGAACCAGGAGGCCUUUGAGAAGUACUUGCAGUUUCUGGUGGGCCGUGUGCAGGCUGAGGCUGUGGUUGUCAGCACUCCGGUGCAGGAGUUCUACAAGAAGUAUGUGGAGGAAACGCUGCCCGCCAGGGACCCCUCGCAGCCCCCGCCGCUCCCACUGCAGCACUACCUGGAGCAGCCAGUGGAGCGUGUGCAGCGCUACCAGGCUGUGCUGAAGGAGCUGAUUCGAAACAAGGCCCGCAACCGGCAGAACUGUGCGCUACUGGAGCAGGCCUACGCCGUGGUGUCCGCCCUGCCACAGCGAGCAGAGAACAAACUGCAUGUGUCUCUUAUGGAGAACUACCCUGGUACCCUGGAGGCCCUCGGGGAGCCCAUUCGCCAGGGCCACUUCAUCGUGUGGGAAGGAGCGCCGGGAGCCCGGAUGCCCUGGAAGGGCCACAACCGCCACGUCUUCCUCUUCCGCCACCACCUGGUGAUCUGCAAGCCCCGGCGGGACUCGCGCACCGACACCUUCAGCUACGUGUUCCGCACCAUGAUGAAGCUGAGCAACAUCGACCUGAACGACCAGGUGGAGGGGGACGACCGUGCCUUCGAGGUGUGGCACGAGCGGGAGGACUCUGUGCGCAAGUACCUGCUGCAGGCGCGGACAGCUGUCAUCAAGAGCUCCUGGGUGAAGGAGAUCUGCGGCAUCCAGCAGCGCCUGGCUCUGCCUGUGUGGAGUGCCCCGGAGUUUGAAGAGGAGCUGGCUGACUGCACGGCUGAGCUGGGAGAGACAGUGAAGCUGGCCUGCCGCGUGACGGGCACCCCAAAGCCGGUGGUCAGCUGGUACAAAGACGGGAAGCCGGUGGAGGUGGACCCUCACCACAUCCUCAUUGAAGACCCAGAUGGCUCGUGCGCCCUCAUCCUGGACACCCUCACAGGCGUGGACUCCGGCCAGUACAUGUGCUUUGCAGCCAGUGCCGCCGGCAGUGCUAGCACCCUGGGGAAGAUCCUGGUGCAAGUCCCACCGCGGUUUGUGAGCAAGGUUCGAGCCGGGCCCUUUGUGGAGGGCGAGGACGCCCAGGUCACCUGCACCAUUGAGGGUGCCCCUUACCCUCAGAUCAGGUGGUACAGGGACGGGGCCCCACUGAGCCUAGGCGGCAAGUACGGGAUGCUGAGCGAGCCCCGCAGUGGGAUGCUGGCGCUGGUGAUCCGGGCGGCCGGCCACAAGGACCUGGGGCACUAUGAGUGCGAGCUGGUGAACCGGCUGGGCACAGCCCGAGGGGGCGCGGAGCUGAGCGUGCAGAGUCCUGUGCUCCGGGCCCAGGACCAGCACAGGGAGCCGCUCUUGGCUGCCAUGGAAGAGGCUGCCUCGGAGGACUCCGCCCACCCCACACCUGAUGGAGCCUGCCCGGAGGUGACACCUAUUCUGCAGGGGCUGAGGGGGCCCGAGGCACCAGGUCUCUCUGCAGGAGCUUCCACUGUUCCCAGCCCCCCUGGGCCACGUGCAUCCCUGGGGGCUGGGCCUCAGCCCUCAGGGGCAGGAGCCUCAGGUGCAGCUGCCAACCUCCUGGAAGGCCCGGAGCGGGAGAUGGCACUCACUGAAGGGGCCCAGGGACGGACGGUGCCUAUCCGGGCGGAAGACACAGCCUGGGUGACAGCCGGGCCAGGGCAGCUGCUCUGGGACGUCCACAGCCACGUGGUCACCGAGGCCACGCACAGGACCUAUGUGUACCAGACCACUGAUGUGGGCGCUGCAAGGCCCCCGUCCAUGCAAGUCACCAUCGAGGAUGUGCAGGUCCAAGCAGGUGGCACUGCACAGUUCGAGGCUGUCAUUGAGGGCAACCCACAGCCCACAGUGACCUGGUACAAGGACGGCAUCCAGCUGGUAGAUAGUUCCCGGCUCCAGCAGCGGCAAGACGGAACCUCAUGCUCCCUGGUACUGACAGACACGGUCCCGGGGGACGCUGGUGUCUACACCUGCAUAGCCCACAAUGCUGGUGGCCAAGUGCUCUGCAAGGCGGAGCUGCUGGUCCUCGGGGGGGACAGUGAGCUGGACUCUGAGAGACAGAGCUACCGGAGGAAGCUGCAGUCCUUCUACGAGGUCCAGGAGGAGAUUGGGAGGGGUGUGUUCGGCUUUGUGAAGAGGGUACAGCACAAGGGAAACAAGAUGUUGUGUGCCGCCAAGUUCAUCCCCCUGCGGAGUAGGACGCGCACCCAGGCCUACCAGGAGCGGGACAUCCUGGCCACCCUCAGCCACCCACUGGUCACCGGGCUGCUAGACCAGUUUGAGACACGGAAGACCCUCAUCCUCAUCCUGGAGCUGUGCUCAUCCGAGGAGCUGCUGGAUCGCCUCUUCAAGAAGAGUGUGGUGACCGAGGCUGAGGUCAAGGUCUACAUCCAGCAGCUAGUGGAGGGGCUGCAGUACCUGCACAGUCACGGCGUCCUCCACCUGGACAUCAAGCCCCCCAACAUCCUAAUGGUGCACCCCGCUCGGGAAGACAUUAAAAUCUGUGACUUUGGCUUUGCCCAAAAACUCACCCCUUUGGAGCCACAGUACAGCAAGUAUGGUUCCCCUGAGUUCGUGUCCCCCGAGAUCAUCCAGCAGGCGCCUGUGAGCGCAGCCUCCGACAUCUGGGCUGCGGGGGUCAUCUCCUACCUCAGCCUGACCUGCUCGUCCCCGUUUGCUGGUGAGAGUGACCGUGCCACCCUUUUGAAUGUCCUCGAGGGGCGGGUGUCCUGGAGCAGCCCCACAGCUGCCCACCUCAGUGCAGAUGCCCGGGACUUCAUCCAGGCCAUGCUGCAGCAGGCCCCAGAGGCCCGGCCCAGUGCCACACAGUGCCUCACUCACCCCUGGUUCUUGACGUCUGUGCCCGCUGAGGAGGCCCACUUCAUCAACACCAAACAGCUCAAGUUCCUCCUGGCCCGCAGCCGCUGGCAGCGCUCCCUGAUGAGCUACAAGUCCAUCCUGGUCAUGCGGUCCAUCCCCGAGCUGCUCCAAGGUCCACCCGACAGCCCAUCCCUUGGUGUGGCUCGGCACCUGCAUCCGGACGCCAGUGGCUCCUCCAGCUCCUCAGCCUCCUCAGACCUCGAGCUGGCGCCCUUUGCCCGGGCCAGGUCGCUGCCACCCUCCCCAACGGCCCACUCCCCCCUGCUGCACCCCCGGGGCUUCCUGCGGCCAUCAGCCAGCUUGCCUGAGGAGGCUGAGGCCAGUGCAGCCCUUACAGGGACCCCGGAAGCAUUGUGUCCGCCAGGCGUGGGGCCCCCACCUCCCGGCUGUGUGCCCAGGCACAGUGUCAUCCGAAGCCUGUUUCAUCAGCAGGCAGGUGAGGGCCCAGAGCAAGGGACUGCUGCCACGGGGGCCAGGCGGCAUGGGGCACGGCGGCGGCACCUGCUGAAGGGCGGGUAUAUCGCGCGAGCCCUGCCUGGGCUGCGGGAGCCGCUCCUGGAGCACCGCGUGCUGGAGGAGGAGGCUGCCCAGGAGGAGCAGGCCACAGUGACCCGGGCGACUUCCUUUGAGUCUGCCCUGUGGCGGCCCAGCCCAGGUACCCAUGAGGCACCAGGCCGUAGCCGCUCCCUGGACCACGACCCAUCCAGCACUAAAGACCCCUCCUCAGGGGCCUGUAUCGGAGGGCGGUGUCCAUCCCCAGCCCUGUCUGGGCUGACUUGUGGGGCCUCUGCUGGGGACCCUGCACACUGCAUGGAAGCCGGGCCACUCCCAUCUGCUGGUGGAGACUGGGCACGCAUUCCACAGGACAGAACACCACGGGAGAGCCAUGGAGAGCGCCCAGGCCCUGUCGGUCCCCCUGAGCUGGGUGGUCCUCUCCAGGAAGGCUGCAGCCUACACUCAACACAGCCUCCUGGCACCAUGGUCCUAGACCUGGCCCCAGUGAGCCCCCUGCCCAGCUCCCAGGGACCCCAUGACACCUCCCUGCCUGGGAGACCCUAUCCCGGCCCCUCCCUGGAUGCUGAAGGCUUGACCCAGCAAGCAGAGGGCCCACCAGACUCCACACCCCCUCCACAGCGGCCUCAGGAGCAGGCAACCACCCACAAGUUCUCCUUGGGGUCCCGCCGAGGGGGCUAUGCGGGUGUUGCUGGCUAUGGGACCUUUGCCUUUGGUGGGGAUGCUGGAGGCAUGCUGGGCCAGGGUCCCCUGUGGGCCAGAAUGGCCUGGUCAGUGUCCCAAUCCUCGGAGGAGCAGGAGGAGGCCAUAGCUGAGAUCUCCCAGUCCCGGACUAGCUGGGGGUCUCCGAGGGCCUCCCCAGAGCUGCCCUCAUGGGAGAAGGCGGAUCAGGUCUCCCUGGUACAGAUCCGGGACCUGUCAGAGGAUGUGGAGGCAGCUGACACCAUAUCCUUGGACAUUUCUGAGGUGGACCCUGCCUACCUCAACCUCUCUGACCUGUAUGACAUCAAAUACCUCCCAUUUGAGUUCAUGAUCUUCAGGAGGGUGUCCAAGCCCUCAGGGCCGGUGGAGCCACCCUCCCCAGAGACUGAGGCUGAGGAGGAGCUGGCCGGAUUCCCAGAGGCCAUGUGGCCCUGGCCAGGCGAGCUGGGCCUGCAUUCUGGUCUUGAGAUCACCGAGGAGGAGCCUGAUGACCUGGUAGCCCUGCUGGGAGAGGCGGCCACGGGCAGGAAGCGCAAGUGGUCGCCCUCACGCAGCCUCUUCCAGUUCCCGGGAGGUUGCCUGUCACCAGAAGAGCCCCCAGAGCGUGGGCUCCGCCAGAGGGUGAAGGAGUCCAUGGCCCACAUCUCUCGCGUGCUGAAGGGCAGGCAGCAAGGUCAAGAGAGGGAGGCACCCCCCAGGAAGAAAGUGGGCCUAGCCUCCUUCCGGCUGUCAGGCCUGAAAGGCAGAGACCAUGCGCCGACCUUCCUAAGGGAGCUCUCGGAUGAGGCUGUGGUCCUGGGCCAGUCAGUGACACUGGCCUGCCAGGUGUUGGCCCAGCCAGCUGCCCAAGCCACCUGGAGCAAAGAUGGGGCCAUCCUGGAGAGUAGUGGGCGCAUCCUCAUCUCCUCCACCCUGAAGAACUUUGAGCUGCUGACCAUACUGGUGGUGACAGAUGAGGACCUGGGCGAGUACACCUGCAGCAUGAGCAACCUGCUGGGGACAGCGGCCAGCAGGGGUGUCCUGCGGAAGGCAGAGCGCCCCUCCUUCUCCCCACGCCCUGACAUCGGAGAGGUGUAUGAAGACGGGGUGCUCCUGGUCUGGAAGCCUGUGGAGUCCUGUGGCCCUGUGACAUACAUUAUACAGUGUUGCGUGGAAGGUGGCAGCUGGACCACGCUGGCCUCUGACAUCUUCGACUGCUGCUACCUCACCAGCAAGCUGCCCCGGGGUGGUGUCUACGCCUUCCGCACGGCAUGCGUCAGCAAGGCGGGCAUGGGCCCCUACAGCAGCCCCUCAGAGCAGGUGCUCCUGGGAGGGCCCAGCCGCCUGGCCUCUGAGGAGGAGAGCGGUGGGAGGCGGCCGGCCCAACCCCUGCCCAGCACCAAGACCUUCGCCUUCCAGAUGCAGAUCCGGAGGGGCCGUUUCAGCGUGGUACGGCAGUGCCAGGAGAAGGCCAGUGGCCGGGCACUGGCUGCUAAGAUCAUUCCCUACUGGCCCGAGGACAAGAUGACAGUACUCCGGGAAUACGAGGCCCUCAAAAGACUGCGCCACCCGCACCUGGCACAGCUGCACGCCGCCUACCUCAGCCCUCGGCACCUGGUGCUCAUCUUGGAGCUGUGCUCGGGGCCUGAGCUACUCCCCAGCCUGGCUGAGAGGGCCUCCUACUCAGAGUCGGAGGUGAAGGACUACCUGUGGCAGAUGCUGAGCGCCACCCAGUACCUGCACGCCCAGCACAUCCUGCACCUGGACCUGCGGUCUGAGAAUAUGAUGGUCACAGAGUAUAACCUGCUUAAGGUUGUGGACUUGGGCAGUGCCCAGAGCCUCCAUCAGGAGAAGGUGCUGCCCUCCGAGAGUUUCAAGGACUACUUGGAGACCAUGGCUCCAGAGCUCCUGGAUGGCCAGGGGGCUGUCCCGCAAACGGACAUCUGGGCCAUCGGUGUGACGGCCUUCAUCAUGCUGAGUGCUGAGUACCCGGUGAACUGCGAGGGGACCCGCGACCUGCAGAAGGGGCUGCGCAAAGGGCUCAUCCGGCUGAGCCGCUGCUAUGCUGGGCUGUCUGGUGGCGCCGUUACCUUCCUUCGGGACGCGCUGAGCGUCCAGCCCUG